Messenger RNA from Talaromyces amestolkiae, 3675 nucleotides. RefSeq lists its product as uncharacterized. The coding region runs from base 1 to 3675 and encodes 1224 amino acids. The record is from RefSeq and is a predicted model, not a curated record. NCBI's taxonomy places the organism in Eukaryota, Fungi, Ascomycota, Eurotiomycetes, Eurotiales, Trichocomaceae. The transcript is spliced from 6 exons. Gene Ontology annotation, molecular function: protein binding.
AUGGAAACACUCGGCAUCCGGUUACCGCCUCCUGGCUUUCGCGCACAAGACGCUCCUCAGCCGACAACAACAUACCAGCAACCAUGGCGACAUGACGUGCCGAAUGUACAUAUAACUCCUCCAAAUCCAGUCAAUCAAUCAACAACUCAGCCAUAUGAGCAAACAUAUGACUCGCUCAGCGCAAGUUAUGCGCAGUUCCAGCCGGAUCCUGAUCAUCUCGAAGAAUGUGGGUUAUCAUAUACUCCUUCGUUGAGUGGACACGACCUUGCCGAAGGCGAAUCCCAUCUAUCCACCUAUUCAAGCACCAUGCCCGGUCAAGAUGAGCAUUACCCUGCCAUUUCCGGUUACAUGAGAUACCCAGAAAUAGACCCCGAAGCUUUGUAUCCGUUCGAUUACAAUAAUUUGAUCCCACACUCUUCAUCUCUCUCCGACCCCGAUCCGACAAUGAUACGACCUUUAACUGCGGAAGAGUUGAAUUUGCCCGGAUUCUCAAUGACUUCAUUCUGCGAUCCGCCUUAUCAAGGUACUUUGGGCGACUUUUUCAUACCCACCUCUGCUCCCUCAGUGCAGCCUAUCCCUCCUUUGCAUGUGCAGCGGCCACCGUAUGAUAUGACCAAAGAUUUUCGCCAAUAUCACGAAUCUCAUCAUGCUCCCAGUAACAAGCGAGCGGCGACUGACAGUCCUUUAAUGGAGUCGCACGUAUCAAAGAAACCGAGAAUGAUUCUGACACCCACGCUGAGAACUCCUUCUGGACGUAUCCAGAAACCAGCAUCCGUCCAACAAUCCGUACGCGCAGUCCAGACACAAAACGAGACGCUGUCGAAAUUGAUUAUCCCCCCAACCACCGCUGCUGGUAGACCGUCAAUAUCACCGCCAUUACCGCUACCACCACAGUACCAACAAUAUCAACAAACCCAUCAAGUUGCGCCGCCUUUCCUAUUACCGUCAAACGCAGAUAGCAGCGGCAUACUAAUGAAGCCAACUCACCCGUCAAUGCGAAGAACAGUCUCAACCUCUUCGAGCGAGAGUCACAGCAGGAAUGCCGAAAGCAACAAAAAGCUUUACGCAAAUCCCUUGAAACCUCCUGAUCUACUGGGGCCUCUGUAUGAAGAGCAAGAAUCACCGCCAAUCAAGGACAUGACUCCCGACGAUCCGGAGAUGAUUCCGCAUAAACAAAACCUACGGUUCGAGAACGACCUAUACACACCUAGGUGGGUGCGCGGUCAUGGCAAUAAGCGUGAAGGAUGGUGCGGAAUUUGCAAACCGGGGCGAUGGCUUGUCCUUAAGAAUUCUGCAUAUUGGUACGACAAGAGCUUUUCGCAUGGGGUUAGUGCUGUGACGGGUAAAGCUUUUGAAGGUCCAAGGGAGAUUCGGAGAAUCAAGAGGAUGAGGAAUGAAGAUAUUGGUAAUAACGGGGGCGCGGGUGAAGCUGCUAGUGAAAGUGGUCAAGUCUUGACGCAGAGAUUUGGUGGUAAAACAACUACCACCUGGGAAGGACUCUGUGGCAGUUGCAACGAGUGGAUUCCUCUAGUCAGCAGCAAGAAGAAAGGGACCACGUGGUUCCGGCAUGCGUACAAGUGCCAAACGUCGCCCGACAAGGACAAGGAGAAAAAGAAAGACAAAGAGCGCAAGGUCAAAUCCAGAGAAGACUCUUCGCCCAAACGAAAAGACACAAAAUCGAGAGGCCGCCCCCAGAGCAGUGACCUCAGCUUGGACCUGGACAGCAUCACCAUUCCUGCUCCAGACUCUCCUCCGCCGACCUUUUCACCUUCUUCUCUCUCUAGUUCUCCGCAGAAAUCUGCUUCGUCCUCGCCUCGCAAAUCCUCUCCUACCAAAACCACUCUUUCCUUCCCAAACUUACGACCGCCACACAGUCGUUCCUCUUCCACAACUACAUCGAAGCCCGCAUUUUUUUCUUCCAACCGCAACUCGCGCAGCGAAGACUCGCAUCCGUUGAAUCUUCCGCCAGACGAGCUCCGUCGACAUCUUUCCGCCAUGGCUGCUGCUAGGGAUGACAGCAUGCGGAGCUCCAUGGACAUAGACCGGGACACCACAGCAUCUCCUCAACCAGAGGCCACUCCCAUGAGCACAAAUGGAACUCAAAACGGCGACACUGAUCGCAGUCCUACCCCGCCUCCCCAUCGCUCUCCUCCUCCUAACAGUGAUGGUGGAGAGUCGCACAAAUUAGCCGGAAAUAAGUUUUAUAAGCAAGGAGACUACGAGCGAGCCAUACAAGAAUACAAUAAAGCUCUCGAAGUCAACCCAAACUCUUCAGUCUUCCUUUCCAACCGUGCCGCAGCGUUUCUCUCUGCCAAUCGAUUCAUCGAAGCCUUGGAUGAUGCACAGCGUGCGUUGGAUCUCGACCCGGAGAAUUCCAAAAUCAUGCAUCGGCUGGCCCGUAUCCUGACAAGCCUGGGUCGUCCGGCAGACGCUCUCGAUGUGCUGUCGAAAGUCCAACCCCCCGCAUCCGCUAAAGACCGUGCCAAUGCCGAGACAAUGCUGCGACACAUCACUCAAGCCGAGGAUUCUUUGAAAAAUGGCAAGGGUGGGUCAUUGGUGGUCUUUGCCAUCGAGCAAGCCCGACAGAUGCUUGGCCCGGGUGUGAAGACCCCGCGUAAGUGGCAGCUCAUGGCUGGGGAGGCCCAAUUGAAGAUCGGAAAUGAUAAUGGMUUUGGUAAAGCGCAUGAUGUGGCCAUAUCGCUCCUCCGGGAGAACAACCAAGACCCCGAUGCUUUGUUGCUCCGUGCGAAAGCAUACUACGGCCAGGGCGACAACGAGCAGGCAGUGAAAUAUACACGGAUGAGUCUUCAACUCGACCCAGACAAUAAGAAGGCCUUCACCUUGCUGCGACUGGUGCAAAAGCUGGUCCGCACCAAGGAGGAAGGUAACGCGGCUUUCAAAGCCAAGGACUACAAACGAGCCGUAGAACUGUACACUCAAGGUCUUGAAAUCGACCCGACCAACAAGGACACCAACUCCAAAUUACUUCAGAACCGUGCACAGGCUCAUAUAGCGUUGAAGGAAUACGAGAAAGCAAUAGAAGAUUGCACUGAAGCCCUUCGCCUCGACCCGGGGUACACCAAAGCACAGAAAAUCCGUGCCAAAGCCCACGGCGCCGCAGGAAACUGGCAAGAGGCUAUCAAGGACUAUAAAAAUGUUGCCGAAGUCAACCCCAGCGAGAAGGGUAUCCAGGAAGAUAUUCGCCACGCCGAAUUUGAGCUCAAGAAGAGCCAGCGAAAAGAUUAUUACAAGAUUCUCGGUGUUGAGAAGGAUGCUUCAGAUGGUGACAUCAAAAAGGCAUACAAGAAGAUGGCUAUUCUGCACCAUCCUGACAAGAAUCCGAACUCGAGUGAUGAGAAGUUCAAGGAGCUUGGUGAGGCGUAUGAGACCUUGAUUGAUCCUCAGAAACGUGCCGCAUAUGACAAUGGCGAUGACCUUAUUGAUCCUUCCGAGAUGUUUGGACGCGGUGGUUCACCUUUUGGCGGCAUGGGUGGCAUGGGAGGUAUGGGCGGUAUGGGAGGAAUGGGUGGUAUGCACGGCGUCAACAUCGACCCCAACAUUCUCUUCAACAUGAUGAAUGGCGGAGGAGGGGGKGGUGGAUUCGCUCAUGCUGGCGGCAAUCCAUUCGCUGGCGCCCAGGGUCGUGGUGGCGGCUUCCAAGGAUUCCAAUUCUAA